AUGGCGCGAAAAGAAGCAAAGCCUGAAAUCACUCACCACGAGGCGAUUGAAAAGAAAAAGGUCAUGAUCCCACUUCUAAGUGACGAUGAGGAUGACGAAGAUAGGUCGGACAGUAAUGAUGAUGUGCUGGUAAAGCUUUCGAAUCUCUCAACCAAAAUGGAAUUGCUGUGGCACGAUAAUUCCCAUCACACGCUUUGGCAGCGAGAUUAUGUUGUCCAAUGCUACCGAGAAAAACCACACGUCAACCUGACUGAGUAUGCUCAGUUGGAUGGAGCAGAAUACAGCUGGAUCACAACCAAUCGGAUUCAAACAGUUUCUGAGAAGUAUCCGCACUGCAAAUGUGUAGUCGUACAGGAUAUAGAGCCCGACGAAGAGCUGAAACGGAGUGAAAUUCUCCCAAUUCUUGUUUUCAUGCGUUGGAGAAUGGGUCUGUAUUAUUACCAGCAACAUGAAGUCUUUCCAGUUGAAGUCCUGUCCCUCUAUGGUGGGCAGGCUCGCAUCCUUAUCCCCUCAACCGGAGGCGAGUGCCUUUUAGCGUAG
Molecule: messenger RNA, 540 nt
Organism: Uncinocarpus reesii 1704
Lineage: Eukaryota; Fungi; Ascomycota; Eurotiomycetes; Onygenales; Onygenaceae
Exons: 4
Coding region: 1-540 (179 amino acids)
Source: RefSeq, a predicted model, not a curated record